Messenger RNA from Aureobasidium uvarum, 1605 nucleotides. The record is from the annotation of a GenBank genome assembly. Lineage: Eukaryota; Fungi; Ascomycota; Dothideomycetes; Dothideales; Saccotheciaceae.
AUGUACCACGACUGCUCCUGUCCAUCCAAGGCCGCUUCCAUAUCCUCAGCCCAUCCCGAGCUCAUCAUCAUCCGAGUCCAGCAGGGCGAAGAACGCUUGCCCACGUCUGCGCUGCCUGCUCAAUCCCAGCGGUCUUCUUCUUCUGCCGACUUGCUGGCCACUUCGACAUCAAAUUCGAACCAACUCUCUGUUUAUGAGAUUCCGUUCGACCAGUAUGGAGCUAGCCAUCUAGGUGUUCUCCCACCCUCGGCGGUCUGCAAUCACCUCGUCAAUCUUUACUUUGACUACAUUCAUGAUCAAUUUCAUACUCUGUUCCAGAAACCUGCUUUCAUGGCCGAUUUGGCCAGUGACAGAGUGCCGACAGUCAUCCUACUCGCCAUCAUCGCACUCUCGGCACGUUUCUCGUCUCAUGAAUAUUUUCAAGGCUCAAGUCCACGUACCCGUGGUGUACAGUAUGCAAGAAGAGCUUCUCAACUACUCGAUCCAAGUGAUGUCAGUUUGACCUGCAUACAAGCAUGCGUCCUACUCGGAGCUUGUCGUAUCGUCGAGGGAGACUCUGCUGGAGAGGCAGUUUACUAUGGCAUGGCCUGCAGAAUGGCACAGUUGCUCGACCUGGCACAUUUUUGGCACACCCUUGUCAUGAUCGACGAAUGGUCCUCCUCGGGUGUUGGUGUACCUCGACAGAUUGCGAACCCACCAGAUCAUGUGCCCUUACCAAUGGAAGAGAUGGCUUUCAUGGGACUGCGGCGUCAAGACCCUCUCUACGCCCUGAACCCAGUCCACCACCCCUUUCAACCCACGUCUCUACUCGGGCAGAUGAUUGUGCUCAACGGCAUAUUUCGCCAGGUCAACAAGUUGAACGGUCAGGUCGCUCAGAGCCAGGAUACACCUCCAAACAUUACCGCUAUCCAUGAUUUGACGAACAAGCUCGACAUCUGGGAGGCGUCCCUGCCAGACUACAUGCGAGACAAUAGGUCAAAUCUUGCACACUACGCUGCACAAGGUCUCGGCCGCAUAUUUGUUGCCGUGUAUCUUGGGUACUAUCACUACGGUCAACUCCUCAUGUACCAAUUCCUCCAUCUUGAUGCCAGCGAUGAUCCGACUGUCAACGCGUUCUCUCAAAGGUGCAAAGAUCACGCUCGAAAGCUGUGUGAUAUGGUGUACGCCGCCUUGGACACACCGGGUUGCGACGUCCUAUACAACAUGGUCGGCCACGUCCUUGUCAUCGCUUCCACAGUACAGAUUCACACUCUGCUGUUUUCGACCGACACCUCAGAGAUUGAUGCCGCUCGUAGCCGUCUCGAGCGCAAUUACACCAUACUGCUUCGCCUGCGAGAUGUUUGGCCGUCGCUCGACUUCUGUAUGACGCGAUUGCAAGUUUUCCACAAAGCUUGUGUGACUUCGAUGGAGACGUCGUUCAGACUCGAUGCAUGGAUGCUAAAGUUUUUGUCAGAGUUUGCGAAACCUGUAAAAGACAAACAAAGUCCAGGUGAUGCUGAGGCCAAUGGGUGGGCGAUAGGUGAUAUUGCUGUCACUCCAACAUCGGACUUUGGGCUGGACUCAUUGACGGCAAUACUCUUCGCUGCGCCAGGUUUGCAGGCUUGA